AUGCCCCUCGACGCCGCCGCCAACGACGGCGGCCAAUCUUCUCACAACUGGCACGAUGACGCCCCGUCACCUUCGGCGAGCAUCAAAUCCGAUAUCGAAUUAGAUGAUGAUGGGAAUGAACAGCCUGGCGCGUCAUCACAACCGAUUCAAAAGCGACGACGAGUAACACGCGCCUGUGAUGAAUGUAGACGGAAAAAGAUCAAAUGCGACGGCAAACAACCAUGCACACACUGCUCUGUCUACAGCUAUGAAUGCACAUACGACAAGCCUUCAAAUAGGAGAAGGAACCCGGCGCCGCAGUAUAUUGAGGCAUUAGAAAGCCGAUUACAACGCGCCGAGUCUCUGCUCUCCAAAUUUAUGCCCGACGUCGACUUAGCCGAUCCGAACCUCGAUCCAGCCAUUCAACAGGAAUUUCGCAACCGAGAAAAUGCUCGCUCUCAAACCUCCAAGAUUCGACAGCCCCCGCCAAGUCAACGGUCGAGUCAAUCCGAUCCGAACGAUGCCCAUCUGACCUCCAUGAUCGAUUCGGUUGGUCAACUCGAUCUCGAUGAAAAGGGAAGCUGGGAUUUCCACGGUAUCUCAUCUGGUGCGGUAUUCCUGAAGCGCAUGAAGGAACAUUUCCGAGGCAUGCUUGGUCCAAGUUCAAAAACUCCUUUUUUACCUCGUGCCGAACGACCGGCCGGCCUCGAUUCACCCUCGCUGUCUUCCGUUGGAACACCAUUCUCAGUCGCUCCAAGUUAUCCCGAACUUCCGCCAAAGGACAUCACUCGGAAGCUUUGUUAUUAUUCUCUCAGCUGCGCGACCUGUCUUGUUCGUAUUGUUCACGUUCCCACGUUUUAUGAGCAAAUGGACAAAAUUUAUGAACGCCCACUGGACAAUUUGUCAAAGGAGGAAACACAGUAUCUGGGACUCCUUUUCUCUGUUAUGGCUCUCGGCUGCAUGUAUAACAACCUGGACGAUACCGAUCCUCGAAGUAUGGCCUAUCAAGAUGCGACGGAAGAAGGGCUCAAAUAUUAUAAUGCCGCGCGAUCUGUUCUACACGACAUGACGGAUUGUCGAGAUCUCAUAUCCCUCCAGGCUCUAUUAUUCGUUAUUCUUUUUCUCCAAGCUACCUCGAACCUUAGCAGCUGCUACUCCUUUGUUGGUAUUGCACUGCGCUCAUCACUCCGGAUAGGUCUCCAUCGACAUUUGCAACAUGAAAAGAUCGACCCAAUCGAACAGGAAGUCCGGAAACGCGUUUUCUAUGUAGUCCGACAGAUGGAUAUCUAUGUUUCGACAUUGCUUGGCUUUCCUCUCCUUCUCAAUGUGGACGACAUUGAUCAACCAUUUCCUUUAGAAGUCGACGACGAGUUCAUCACCCAUACCGGUAUUCUGCGACCACCCCCUGGGUCGCCAUCAUUCUUCCAAGCAUUCAAUGCCCACUCCGAAUUGAUGGAAAUCUUGGCAAAGGUUACCAAAUAUGUCUACCCAACUAAGGGAUUGGGCCAGAGUCUCACAAAAGACAACAAGCCCGCUUCUACCUACCUCAUUAGCUAUGGCCGCAUCAAGGAAAUCGAGGCCGAACUUCAUUCUUGGUUUGAAAGACUUCCCCAACACUGGCGUCCAAGCGGUGAGGGCCCGAUUGAGACUGUCAGAAUCCGCCACUUGUUGAGAUUUGCAUAUGCGCAUGUUCAACUUGUUCUAUACAGACCGUUUUUGCAUUAUGUUUCUCCUCGCCUAAGUCAAGGGACCAAGGUUGAUGAGCUUUCAUAUGCCUGCGCAGCGGCAGCAAUCAGUGUCUCUCGCAACAUCGUGCACAUCGGACUCGAGAUUCGUAAACAGAGAGUCCUUAGUGGACCGUACUGGUUCAUGCUGUACACCGAAUUCUUUGCUGUUCUUUCGCUUGUCUUUUAUGCUACAGAGAACCCCGAGAAACCUGGAUCUACUGAGGUUCUCGCGGAUGCUAGAGCCGGAAGGGAUAUGAUCGCAGCGUUGUCGGAAAAGAGCAUGUCAGCAGAACGAGUCACUGGCGCUCUCACGGCGCUCUUCGAUCAACUACCAGAGCAACUCGAUACUGGAUCUUUACGACAGGUACCUUCAAAAAAGAGAUCAGCCCCUACAGGACGACCUUCUUCUGGGUCUUCACAUCAUGUCCCCAUUCCAGCAAGCAUGUCAUCGCUUGGAACCGCCGAUUUCACACGUGCAAGCCAGGUUUCGACAAGUUCAUACCCAACAACUAUGUCACAAGGUACCAUGGACAUGCAGGCAGGAGGCAUUACUUCCUUCCAGGACAACACUUUCACUGCCAACUUUGGCGACUUCAUGAGCCCGGAUAUGCAGCGUAGCACUCCGGAGUCAACAACCAGCACAGCAACAAGCGCUCAGCGAUUCUCUUACGGUGGACAGCCCAUAGGCAUGCACAACCCCGUCAACAAACUCGAUUCACUCAUGUUUCCUUCAGAAGACCCAUUUGCCUACCCUAACCAGCCUAUGAUGGAACUCGGGUUCCCCGGCAAGGCGGAUCCAACCACAAGUAUUGCUGAUCAAGGCCAGGACAUGCAACUAUUCUUGACUGGAACAUUCGAUGAUGUGGAAAGCCAGAUCUUUGGGCAGCCCCCGCCUUAUAUGAUGCAUCAACAAGGUCAGGGAAUGAUGGGUGUGUCGCCUCAGCCCAUGUAUGCCAACCCUGCGAACCUCAUGGCAAUGCAGCCCAACCAACCGCCGGUAAUGCAACAAAGACGACCGGUUUCACAAACGCACGCUAUCCAUCAGGGUCAUUCAAUGGCGCACCGACGAGCGCACAGACAGCAACAUCAAGAAAGGCAAAUACAACAAAUGUUUACAGAACAGGGAAUGCAGGCGGAUUGGGGAGGCUUCUUUGGUUCAGGAAGAGGAGGAUUCCAAGGAAUGUAA
Molecule: messenger RNA, 2892 nt
Organism: Fusarium venenatum
Lineage: Eukaryota; Fungi; Ascomycota; Sordariomycetes; Hypocreales; Nectriaceae
Source: RefSeq, a predicted model, not a curated record